UACUGUUAUAUCCUAAAUUACACGCGCAGGAAUAUAAAAUUAAACCGAUGACACCGCGGGUUUACACGUGUCAUCGUGUAUAGUUUCAAUAAGUCGAUGUCAGCAUUUACUCGCCGCUCGUAAUUUUUCCAUAAAGAUUAAGGAGUGUGGAUUUGAACGCCGUCGCGGAACAUAUUUUAUAAUUGUAAACUCUUUAAUUAAUUAAAAGUAUUUCAGAGUAAUUUCUAUAUCCUUUUUUUAAAAAGUCAUCCUGAACCCACCCCGUAACAGUGGUGUCAGAAGUGGGAUACUAACAAUCGUUGGCUAGUAUCCUAUUAAAACUACGGAGUGCGUGUUAAUAUUACAAACUCUUACAAACUCUUACAAACUCUUACAAACUCCUACAAGCUCUUACAAACUCUUAAGAACUAUUACGAAUUCAUACCAGCUCUUAUCAGUGUGUGUGUGCAUUAAUAACUUUGAAAUCCAACGUUAAAACGACGACGAGGUUAUACUCCGUCCAAUAUCGUCGUCUACCGAUACCGCCUGCUGCCAAACACGUGGUGCCACGUGUUCUCUGCGCGUGUCUGCACAACGUGGCGGAGCCAGCUCGUAUUACUUACCUGACGGUGUAGUCGCGCCUUGCUGCUGCCAUCCUGCCUAUUCAAACACUCACCUGAAGAACUUACCUGCUGGUGUUCCGGAUCGCUGCCGUACAAGCUUCCCGGUGUGGGUCGUCUUGCUGUUGCUGCUUGCUGCCUGCUGCCUGCAAGUGCGACCUACCUUCUCUCCGCCAGAAGUCGGCGAUGUCCACACUCCUUCUCGCGGUGCUGCUGCACCUUGUUGCGGCGUGCACAUGUCAUCAAGUCGUCACGCCAAUAAUAAGUGGUUCCGGUUUAUACUUUGAUAAAAUGAUCGACGUCAAAUUUACCAACGAUGACUGGAACAUAGUCACGUACUUAGACAUUAAGAAAAUACAAUCGCAUUUAGAUAUAGUCGAAUCUCUAUUCGUUAGGAUUAGUUCUUAUUGUGAGAAUAAUAGUUCAUCUAAGGUUCAAAUAGAUUGUUUAAACGCGCUAUCAGCGUUGCGAAGCCAGCAUGAAAACAACAUAAAAAAAUAUUCGUCGGUUUCAUAUAUCCUUAGUAAUCAGAUGGUAAAUAAUAAGCGGUCUAAACGAGGCUUAAUCAAUGCCGGCGGAUCUAUUUUGAAAACCCUUUUCGGCAUCUUAGACUCGGACGACGCUAUCAAAUUCUCGGAAGCUAUAGACCAAGUACAAUCGGACGAAAACCAAUUACUUCAUUUAAUGAGAGAUAAUAUCCACGUUAUCAAAUCGACUAUAACGACGUUUAAUAGCUCUAUGUCUAAGUUAAACGAAAACGAAAGUCGACUCAAUAAAAACAUCGAAUUAAUUGACCAUGCUUUCCAAAUAUUAUCAAACUCAAAUGACAAACUAGAAAUUAAAUCUAACAUAAAUGUUUAUCUUAAUGCUGUCGAAGGUAUCAUCAUCUCAUUGUCAUUUGAUAUCGAGGAUAUUAAUAACGCGAUUUUAUUUAGUAAAAUGAAUAUUUUGCAUCCCACUGUACUUAGUCCUUAUCAGCUCUAUAGCGAACUUGAACAGAAUGUGAAUAAUAUGCCAAGGUAUUAUGAACUCCCUGUGUCUCCCUUAUCUUUACAAAAUAUUCACGACCUUAUCGAUGUUUCGCAACUGGCAUCUUAUAUCCAUAAUUACAAGAUAAUUGUUAUCAUUAAAAUCCCGCUCGUACUACCUCAGACCUAUAACUUAUACCAUGUCAUACCAAUGCCUAUUCCCUAUGAUAUUACGCAACCUAAUACCUUUGCCCUUAUCUCUCCUAGUCGGCCUUACCUUGCAAUAACUGUUGAUCAUAUGUUUUACUCGCCGCUGCAAGACAUAAACAAGUGCAAAGUGAUAAGUGAUAAGUUUUAUAUUUGUAAGUUAGAUAAUGUAUACUCGAGUGUCGCCAAUCCAAUAUGCGAAUCAAUCCUUAUCACCGAAAUAGUUCAUAAGAUCCCUAGUUCUUGUGAAAUUAAACUGUUAAAAGGGUCUAUCGAAUUAUUCCAUAAGAUCAAUAAUAAUAGAUGGAUAUACGUUUUAUCUGAACCAGGUAAAUGUCAUGUAUCUUGUGAAAACGAUGGUAGAAGUUUUGACGAAACGAUAUUCGGUACGGGAAUAUUAUCCUUGACAAAAACCUGCAAAGCUUUUUAUAAGAUGUUACAGUUUGUGCCGUCUUCAAAUGUUUUCUUAAAUGUAAGCACACGAAUUGUCUCUAACUUUAAUCUUGUUAAAGACGACUGCUGUGAAAAGAAUAGGGUCAACAGUUCAUUUUCGCAUCUUCCAUAUUUAAAAUUAAAUAACAUUAAUAACUUAGAUUCUUUGCUACAAGCUAGUACGCACCUGGACUCCUUCGAACAAGAAUUAAAUAAGAUCGAAAAUCCUAAUCACUUUCAAAAGUACGGAGUUCAUUAUAUGUCACUGAGUUAUAUGUUUUUCAUUAUAUUCUGCUUAUAUUUACUUUACAAAGCUAGGAAAUUUAUCUGUCCUAAACCUCCUUGUUGUGUACAAAUAUUCAAUCAAUGUAAUAACACAAAGAAAGUUAGUCGCGGUUAUCCUCAACAAAGUAUUGAAUUAUCUGAGUUUGAGGAACCUGCCGAUCCUGACUUGUCGCUUUCAAGGCCAACUACAUUAAAGCGAAAUAUUUUAGUAACAAAACAAAACUAGCCUUGUACUUUAUAUAUUGUAAUUAGUCAUUAAGAUUUUAAAAAUUAAAUACUUAUUAUCAUUGUCUAUGUUUUGUCUAGACCUACAUUUGUUUAUUGUUAUGUUAAGUUUAAGAUAAUAUAACUAACCGGUAUCUAAUAACAUUGUGAUUCUUAAACGACGUUCAAAUCCUUUGCAAACGUAGAUUAAAAUCGAAUCUAAUCUUAAAUUUCACAUCUCUUUCACCAGAUGCUCCAUUUUAUUCGGGGGGCUGUUAUAUCCUAAAUUACACGCGCAGGAAUAUAAAAUUAAACCGAUGACACCGCGGGUUUACACGUGUCAUCGUGUAUAGUUUCAAUAAGUCGAUGUCAGCAUUUACUCGCCGCUCGUAAUUUUUCCAUAAAGAUUAAGGAGUGUGGAUUUGAA
Messenger RNA from Trichoplusia ni (cabbage looper), 3122 nucleotides. RefSeq lists its product as uncharacterized. Lineage: Eukaryota; Metazoa; Arthropoda; Insecta; Lepidoptera; Noctuidae. The transcript has 2 exons. The record is from RefSeq and is a predicted model, not a curated record. Bases 786 to 2717 code for a protein of 643 amino acids.